ACUCUCCAAUCUGUCGCCAGCUAAUCACUAGUAAAUACCGACCAAAGUAAAUAACCGCCGUCAUUUCUAGUUAAAUCGCGAAUUCAACGGCUCAGAUCUUAUCAUGUUCCCAUCCUAAAUUGAUUCGUAAUUCACAUCGUCAUCAUUAAAAAAAAAAAAAAAAUCACAAUCUAAAAAAGCAACUGUCUUUGAGUUGGAGCAAAAGUGCAUCACCAUCACUUGAAAAAUCGAUCCCGGAAAAUGGUGUACCCCCGUUCCUCACGCGCCGGCGGAGGACGAAGCAUUGGUUUCGCCAUCAGAUUGCUUGCCUCCGCCACCGCGCUUGCCGUUUUCCUCUUCCUUACCCUCUCUUUCUUCUUCACUUCUCACUCUCGCUCCCCUCAUUUCCAAACUCACUUCGGAGUCGAUUCGGGUUCUUAUGGGGUUGGAUCGAUGAGGAGAUCAGUGCUGGCGCUGAAAUCAGAUCCACUCAAGCCCCGAUUGGACCAGAUCCGGAAGCAAGCCGACGACCACCGUGCGCUGGUGCUGGCGUAUGCGUCCUAUGCGCGGAAGCUUAAGCUUGAGAACUCCAAGCUCGUGAGGAUUUUCGCGGAUCUCUCCCGGAAUUACACCGAUCUCAUCAACAAACCCUCUCAUCGUGCUCUCUUCGAGUCCGAUUCCCUCUCCAUUGACGAGUCGGUGUUGCGGCAAUUCGAGAAGGAAGUGAAAGAGCGCAUCAAAACGACUCGCCAAGUGAUCGCCGACGCUAAAGAAUCGUUUGAUAAUCAACUCAAGAUUCAGAAACUGAAGGAUACGAUUUUUGCUGUGAAUGAGCAGUUAACGAAGGCGAAGAAGCAAAGCGCGUUCACUAGUCUGAUUGCUGCGAAAUCGAUCCCCAAGAGCUUGCACUGCUUGUCAAUGAGGUUGAUGGAGGAAAGGAUCGCGCACCCGGAGAAAUAUAGCGACGAGGGGAAAUCUAUGCCUCCUGAAUUCGAGGACCCAAAGUUGUAUCAUUACGCAAUAUUCUCAGAUAAUGUGCUCGCAGCCUCGGUGGUGGUGAAUUCGGCGACCAAGAACGCCAAGGAGCCGUGGAAGCAUGUGUUCCAUGUGGUAACUGAUAAGAUGAAUCUUGGGGCAAUGCAGGUGAUGUUCAAAUUGAAGAAUUAUAAUGGAGCUCACAUUGAAGUGAAGGCUGUUGAGGAUUAUAAGUUCUUAAAUUCAUCAUAUGUUCCUGUGUUGAAGCAGCUGGAAUCAGCCCAGUUGCAGAAGUUUUACUUUGAGAACAGUUUUCAGAACUCCACUAAAGAUACAUCAAAUAUGAAGUUCAGAAACCCCAAAUAUCUGUCUAUUUUGAACCACCUGAGGUUCUAUUUGCCGGAGAUGUAUCCAAAAUUGCAUAGGAUUUUGUUCUUGGAUGAUGAUAUUGUGGUGCAAAGGGACCUGACUGGGCUUUGGAAGAUUGAUAUGGAUGGGAAAGUGAAUGGGGCAGUGGAAACUUGUUUUGGGUCGUUUCAUAGAUAUGCUCAGUACAUGAAUUUCUCACAUCCUUUAAUUAAGGAAAAGUUCAAUCCCAAGGCAUGUGCCUGGGCUUAUGGAAUGAACUUCUUUGAUUUGGAUGCUUGGAGGAGGGAGAAGUGUACAGAGGAGUAUCAUUACUGGCAGAGUAAGAAUGAAAACAGGACUUUGUGGAAAUUGGGAACAUUGCCACCGGGUUUGAUCACAUUCUACUCCACAACAAAACCUCUUGACAAGUUAUGGCAUGUUCUUGGACUUGGGUAUAACCCCAGCAUCAGCAUGGAUGAGAUACGCAAUGCUGCAGUGGUGCACUUCAACGGGAACAUGAAGCCAUGGCUCGACAUUGCCAUGAACCAGUUUAAGCCGUUAUGGACAAAGUACGUUGAUUAUGAGUUGGACUUCGUUCAGGCCUGCAAUUUCGGUCAAUAAAUUAACACAAUAGUUCCUUGCGCGUUAUUCAAGUCUUGUUUACUCAGCAUGGAGGAAACGUGUCCAAACGAACACCUUCCUACCACAGCAUGGUUUUGUUAUUCAUUUUAGAUUUUUUACUUUUGUUCAUACCAAUGUGAUGGAUAAAUUUAUUUGGUAGAUGUUGAACUCUGAAGAUUACCUUGGGUCUAAAAUUGUGACCGAUGUUUCAAGUUACUGUUAGCCUCCCUCUAUCAGUCCCUAUAAAUGCAUAUUUAGGUAUUCCUCG
This is a messenger RNA of Rubroshorea leprosula, 2191 nucleotides long. NCBI's taxonomy places the organism in Eukaryota, Viridiplantae, Streptophyta, Magnoliopsida, Malvales, Dipterocarpaceae. The record is from the annotation of a GenBank genome assembly.